AACAUAUUCCAGUCAGUUGAUGUGAUCGAAAGAUCAGAUGUGGCUUGUUGUGACAGACGCAUUGAGUUCAGCUUCGUGUCUGUGAGGUGUAUUGUGGAAGUUUUCCCACGGUUGGAGUUCUCUGGGCUGCAGUACAGAACAAACAUGCUUCAUUUAGGGAGUAUUCAUGCAGUACCAAGUAUGGACCUGGCACUUGGGACUGAAAUGGCGUACAAGGGUGCCAGUUCCGACAACAAGACAGACUCUCUAGAGCUAGAGAAGUACUGGAAGGGUGCAAAGGAGGAGGAGGAACCCGAUUCUCCCGAACUGGAGAAGUACUGGAAGGUAGUGAAGGAGAAUCCACAAGACUUCACAGGCUGGACAUACCUGCUGCAAUAUGUGGAGCAUGAGAACAAGUUGAACCAGGCGAGGCGGGCGUUCGAUGCCUUCUUCAUGCGCUACCCCUACUGCUACGGCUACUGGAAGAAGUACGCUGAUGUGGAGAAGAAACACGGCAACAUAGAGCAAGCGCAGGAGGUCUAUGAACGAGGAUUGAAAGCAAUCCCACUCAGUGUUGACCUCUGGAUCCACUACAUAAACUUCGCCACCGAAGUCCAGACAACCGACGAAGUUGGCCAGGCGAACCUACGGAGUGUGUAUGAGAAGGCGGUGACAGCAGCUGGCACAGAGUUCCGCUCAGACCGCCUGUGGGACUUGUACCUGGCCUGGGAACUGGAGCAAGGGAACCUGAAGAACAUCACAGCCAUCUACAACCGCCUACUCAACAUUCCCACACAGAUGUACAGCCACCAUUUCGAAAAAUUUAAGGAUCACGUGAACACCAACCUGCCAAAGGACAUCCUCCCAUUGGACGAGUUUCUGCAGCUACGGACAGAUGUCCUGGCCAACACCCCGGGAAUCGAGCCAGAGAUCCCUGGAGCCGAGCCGGAUGACGGCCCUCCUGGUGUGGUGCCUCCUCCUGGUGUAACAGCUUCUGCAGAUAAGAUCUGCACCAAACCCAAGUCUGUUGUUCCACCUUUUGUAGACUGUAUGUCCCAGCCUGAUGCAGAAACUCUGGCCAUCAGGGAUAAGCUCAUCUCCACCAGGAGAGCCAUCUACAGCACCACGGAAGCUGAGGUCAGCAAGCGGUGGACCUACGAGGAAGGGAUCAAGAGGCCAUACUUCCAUGUGAAGCCACUGGAGAGGGUACAGCUGAAGAACUGGAAGGAGUACCUGGAUUUCGAGAUGGAACAGGGGAGCCACGAGCGCAUGGUGGUGCUGUUUGAGAGGUGCAUGAUCGCCUGCGCCCUGUAUGAAGACUUUUGGCUCAAGUAUGCCAAGUACCUGGAGAGUCACAGUGUGGAGGGUGCCAGGAACGUGUACCGCAGAGCCUGCACCAUCCACCUGCCCAGGAAGCCCAACAUCCACCUCAACUGGGCUGCCUUUGAGGAGCAGCAUGGUAACCUGGAUGCAGCGCGAGACAUCCUGAAGACCCUGGAGGAGGCCGUACCAGGCCUGGCCAUGGUGACUCUGCGCAGGGUCAGCCUGGAGAGGAGGACAGGAAACCUGGUCAACGCCGAGAGAAUAUUCCAGGAAGCAGUGGAAAAUGCCAAGGACACCAACACUGCCUCCUUCUUUUCUCUCAAACUGGCAAGGUUCCUGGCCAAGACAAAGGCUGACACUGAAGGUGCCAAAACUGUUCUGAAGGAGGCCAUAGAAAAGGACAAGGAAAAUGCCAAGCUGUACCUGCAGCUGUUGGACCUUGAGUUCCAGCAGGGCGUGCGUCCGGACGAGGACAGGGUCCUGCAGUGCUUUGACCUGGCCAUGGCCAGCCAGCUCGGCGCAGACGCCAAGCUCACCUUCUCACAGAGGAAGGUGGAGUUUCUGGAGGACUUUGGGUCCAAUGUGGAGAGAUUGAUGACUGUUUAUGAAGAACACCAGAAACUUGUGAAGACCCACAGUGGUGGAAAGAAAAGAUCACAGGAGGGAACAGGGGAUGAUUUGGUACCUGCGGAGAAGAAGCACAAGUUGGAGGAGAAUGGCACGAUGGCCAUGCCUCCUCCCAUGACAAUGCCACCCCCGGCACCCGCUCCUAACUCCAUGCCGCCACCGGACCCCAACACUGCCCCGCCUCCGUCAUACAACUACAACUGGUCCAGUGGAUACAACCAGCCCUCAGCUAACCAGUACAACUACGGGCAGUGGGGAUACGGCCAGCAGUACUAUCCACCAGCCUCUCAGUAAUGUUAGGAGGGCGUGCAUGCAUGUACAUACAACUUGGUGGUGACUCUGUUGUACAGGUGACUCCAUAGGAGCCGUUAAAGUAAUCUAAUGCCUUCAGGUAAAGGCUUAAGAUGGUGGGAACAGGAACAGACAAAUGCUUCUCAGUAUGUUAUAGGAUUGUGGCCUUUUAAUCUGAAAUGGUGAAAUUACAGCUAGAGCAAAGCUAUGGAACAAUUUGGUGAUUGUUUAGAGCCCUCGAGUUACGGAUCUAUCGCUGCCAAAUCCUGUUGCAGGAUGAACAGCAAACUGUUAGCUUUCAAAGCAAAGAUGAACUUAAAAUGGAUAGAUGUAGGAUUAUCCCAUGUUAGAUUGUCUUUUUCUAUACUACUUGUGAUGCCAUUUUUGUCGUUUUGAAACCAUUGUUUACAAACUGAUUCGCAUGGUUGGUUGUGUAGAUCAGACUGUAUCCUGUGUGCUAGAAAUUGUUGCAAUUACUGACUACCUGCACAUGUCGUGAUGUGUAAGUCUUAGAAUGAUAUAAUCCAACGUUAUCAAUGGUAAAGGGAGCAUAAUUGUACAUUGCAGGCAAAUGUAGAAAAUAGUAGCAGGGAGGUAUUUGUACAGACACUGAUUAGAUAAGUUGUUCACUUUGAGGGUCUUCUUGUAAUAAACUUUCUUAACAUGACAUGAAAA
Messenger RNA from Branchiostoma floridae (Florida lancelet), 2895 nucleotides. Its product is annotated as pre-mRNA-processing factor 39-like. The coding region runs from base 145 to 2223 and encodes 692 amino acids. Gene Ontology annotation, biological process: mRNA 5'-splice site recognition; RNA processing. The record is from RefSeq and is a predicted model, not a curated record. The transcript is spliced from 16 exons. NCBI's taxonomy places the organism in Eukaryota, Metazoa, Chordata, Leptocardii, Amphioxiformes, Branchiostomatidae. Gene Ontology annotation, molecular function: protein binding. Gene Ontology annotation, cellular component: commitment complex; nucleus; U1 snRNP.